Messenger RNA from Sturnus vulgaris (Common starling), 1431 nucleotides. Lineage: Eukaryota; Metazoa; Chordata; Aves; Passeriformes; Sturnidae. The record is from RefSeq and is a predicted model, not a curated record.
AUGUUGACCAUAAGUCAAGUUCUUGUAGCAGUGGCUGUAUUUCUUCUAAUCACACAGUUUUUAAAGUUGCAGCAAGUGCGGAGACGGUUUCCUCCUGGACCGGUCCCUCUCCCUGUCCUUGGGACGCUGAUACAGCUGAACUUUCAGUUUAAUCGUGAUCUCCUCAUGAAGCUGGCAAAAAUUCAUGGCAACAUAUUCACCUUAUGGUUUGGAUGGGCCCCAGUGGUUAUACUGAAUGGAUUUCAAGCAGUGAAGGAUGGCAUGACCACACACCCUGAAGAUGUUUCUGGGAGGCUGGUGUCACCUUUCUUCAGAGCAAUGGCCAAAGGAAAAGGAAUUAUGUUAGCAACUGGUCACACCUGGAAGCAGCAGAGGAGGUUUGCUCUCAGGACUUUACGCAACCUUGGUCUGGGGAAAAGAGGUCUGGAGCACCGAGUUCAAGAAGAAGCCCACUACCUGGUAGACUUCUUUGCAAGUAUGAAAGGGAAACCUGUGGAUCCUUCUUUCCCUCUCGUCCAUUCUGUCUCAAAUGUAAUUUGUGCUGUCGUGUUUGGACAUCGUUUCUCCAGAGAGGAUGAGGCCUUUCAUGAGCUAAUUAAAGCUACAGAACAUCUCUUCAAGUUUGGGGGCAGCUUUAUCCAUCAUCUCUAUGAAAUCUUCCCCUGGCUGAUGAGCCAUCUCCCUGGGCCUCAUCAGAAGGCAUUGGCUUGUUAUGAUGUGCUGAGCAACUUUACACGGAGAGAGAUCCAAAUGCACACAGAGCGUGGGGCACCCGAGGAACUGCACGAUUUUAUUGACUUCUACCUGGAUCACAUUGAAAAAUCCAAAGAUGAACCCAGAUCAACAUUCAAUGAAGACAACAUGGUUUAUUCCAUAAAUGACCUUUUCUUGGGUGGAUCAGAGACAUCAAGCACUACUUUGAACUGGGGCCUGCUCUACAUGGUGGCAAAUCCAGACAUCCAAGAGAAAGUGCAGAAGGAGCUGGAUGCUGUUCUGGGUCCCUCCAAGUUAAUCUGCUAUGAGGAUCGGAGAGAACUGCCCUACACAAACGCUGUGGUUCACGAGAUCCAGCGCUUCAGCAACAUCAUUUCAGUUGGCAUGCCCAGGGUGUGUGUGAGGAACACAACCUUGCUUGGCUUUCCCCUCAAAAAGGGCACCAUAGUUCUUCCAAAUAUUGCUUCAUCUUUGUAUGACCCAGAGCACUGGGAAACACCUCGACAGUUCAACCCUGGUCACUUCUUGGAUAAGGAUGGAAACUUUGUGGCCCAAGAAGCCUUUUUGCCAUUCUCAAUAGGGCACCGGGUGUGUUUGGGGGAGCACUUAGCAAGGACCGAGCUCUUCAUUUUCUUUGCCAGCCUGAUCAACACUGAGCCCGUGAUGGGGGGCACUCUGCAGCCCCACCCCUACAGGCUUUGUGCCAUUCCACGCUAG